This is a messenger RNA of Aspergillus campestris IBT 28561, 374 nucleotides long. RefSeq lists its product as uncharacterized. The record is from RefSeq and is a predicted model, not a curated record. The transcript has a single exon. Bases 84 to 332 code for a protein of 82 amino acids. Lineage: Eukaryota; Fungi; Ascomycota; Eurotiomycetes; Eurotiales; Aspergillaceae.
UUACUCGAUCAUCGUGUAUAGAAUACAGGAUAUUUUUUACUGUAUGGGAUAAUGGCAUAUGGGGGGUACUCCGUAAAAUAUUCAUGUACGGAGUCCUGAAAUACUAUACGGAGUACCCUCCAUAUGACAAGCCGUUCUCGACCAGUCCACCUAGGUACGGAGUACGGAGUAGAAUAUGGAUGGAUGUAUGGGACCGGACAUCCCUUGAUGACGUGCUAAGCAGGAGAGAUGGUAAAUGUCCGCUUUUCUGGAACGUAUUUUUUAUUUCCAUUUUAUUAUUUCCAUUUUAUUUUAUUCGAUUUUAUGGAGUACUCCGUAUUCUAUGUCUAUAAUUCCCCAUAUGAGGAGAAUGACAACGUCACCGCCCUAUCGCG